CGCUGGUGAUGUCAUCGCCGGCCACGAUGUCAUUUCCUCCCUUCCCGGGGGUGACCUCACUGAUGAGGUCGUCCCCGGAGGUGACCUCACUAAUGAUGUCAUCGCAAGGGAUGACAUGACGUUUCCCGGGCCGGGGGCUGCCCCUUCCGCUGACAUCAGCGCCGCGGGUGAUGUCACUUCCUCCCUGCCGGGAGACACUAUUGGCCCGGAGCUCCGACCUGCCGGUGACCUCAUCGGUGACAUCAUCGGUGACGCUUCCGCUUGGAACGACUUCCCCGAUGAUGUCACGCCUGAGGACGACGUCACUUCCUUCCUCCCCGGCGGGGGCGCGGGGCGGGACGUCUGUCCCCAGGCUGACGUCAGCGAUGAUGUCACCCGGGGAGCCGCCCUCGCUGACAUCACCGGGGGUGGCGCCGCCCCCUCCCUGCCGGGAGCCCUUUCUGCCCGGGAUGACGUCACGGGUGACCUCAGCCCGGGGGCGGAGCGACCCCCCCGACCCCUCAAAGAACCUCCCUGCCCGGCCGAUGACAUCACCGAUGACGUCGCCGCCGACGCGCCCAGCGAGGGGGGCGGCAGCCGAGGCCACGCCCCAGACGCCCCCCAGCCCCAGACGCCCCCCCCCGGCUGCCCCCUCGUCUUCCUCGCCCUCGUCUGCCUCCUCCUCGCCCUCCUCCUCCUCGCCGGGGUCUUCGCGGCCGUCCAUUACGUCAAGGUCUUCAUCAUCAGCUCGGCCACCUUCUCCGUGCCGGUGGCCGAAUCCUUCCCAUGAGCCUUUGCGAGGUGGGGGGGGGGACAAGAUGGUGGCCGG
Messenger RNA from Chroicocephalus ridibundus (black-headed gull), 808 nucleotides. RefSeq lists its product as uncharacterized. The transcript is spliced from 3 exons. The record is from RefSeq and is a predicted model, not a curated record. Lineage: Eukaryota; Metazoa; Chordata; Aves; Charadriiformes; Laridae. The coding region runs from base 116 to 769 and encodes 217 amino acids.